AUGGAUGUAGGCGCUCCAGCUCUUCCCCUCGAGGGGGGAGAGCGCAGACCAUCAUACCAAUAUUACAACAACCAGGAGAGCACUCUCCUGCCCGAGGUACCCCUCCUCACCGGCAUCGACAACCUUCGGCUCUGGGAAGUAGCCGUCCUCGCUCACCUGCGCCACUAUAACCUCUAUGACAAUAGUGAGGCCCGCGACCCUUCAACACCGCGAAGCGCGCGCGACGGCACCCUCUAUCUAUCAUGGGACCACAUGCAGAACAGAAUCAAAGUCUACACGAUCAUCCGUCGCAGCAUUUCCGACGUGAUGUCGUUUCUGGAGAAAGAGUGUCGGUCAAACCCGUGGAUCUCGCUCAAUGAUCCGACAUACGAUGCAAAAGGUCUGUACGAGCUUGUCAAGGAAGUGUACAGCCGACCUCCUCCACUCGAUCCGCACCAGAGCCAAGACGACCUCAUGAUUGACCUGCUGAUGCUGAAAGCCGUUAACUUCGGCACGCUCUCCGACUAUCUGGACAGUUUCUAUGCGCUUUGGUCGCGGCUGGACGUUAGUGGCCUCCAGCUCACGAACGAUGUCCUCCUCAACUUCUUGAUCAGUGGACUUGAUGGGCACUACGACGAAGGUUGGACUGAGGACUUGGAGAAGCAGCGGUUGAUGAAGAAGAUUGACCUUCACGAGGCAUUGAACCUGGUCGGAAUGAGGGUCUGCGAGGAGAAUAUGGUUGUUUUGCCGCCGGUCCCACCCAAGGAUGAUAAAUACUUGGAGAGAUCCUCGACUGAGAGCUCAAGUUCGUCGACGAUCGAGCAGGAGAACAACAUAAAUACCUCCAUGGACGAGUCGAUCAGAGGUUGCUUCGGCCAUGAGAAUGAGCUCGAAGCAGACAUCAUGCGGAGACAGGAAGAGAUGGCCGCUCACUUCAGGAGCCGAACCCUUCAAUGGGCCGUCGAGAAUGCGUUUCUCACAUCCUGGUCCCUCGAGGACCUAGACCCCGUGUCAACCGAGCACGAUAUCACCGCCAAGAACCGUAGAAGCGAUGACGGUAGCCGAAAUGCCAGUCCCACCGAUAAGAAAGAGCGGAGACGCGGCUACCAACCUCUCUCUGAUCUCAUGGCCCGGUAUAUUCCUCUUCCUCUGAGUAUCACCAGCAGAGGUAGUAGCCCGAGCACGAUUGCGGCCAGGAUGGACGCCCUUCGGAUCGAUGACAAGUCCCAAGUGGAACGCAAUGACUUCGAACCAAGAGACCUCCCGAGUCCACUUGCCAGCGAUCAAUCUGCCGCGCGGAAAGAGCGCCGCCGCCGCUUCCUUACCAGAUUCACAGGCACGCCGACAAAGUCUUCGCCUGGUCCAGUUCGGGUGAUGUCCUACCAAGAGGAGUGGAAGCCCAAGCCUCUGUUCUCGAGUCCGCGAAAGUUCUCGUGGGAAGAUGGGGUUAGCAACAGCGAGCACGAUUACGAGCCGACAGUGCUACGCAACACGCCCGAGCCGCAGGUGAGGGGGGAUCUGCCGGACACUCCUGGCACUGGUGGCUCCGAAAAGCAGCAAAACGAGCAAGACGAGUAUCGACUAGAAAAGCGACUUUCGGCCUGUUCGCCCGAGAAAGUGGCGCAGAAGGCGGCGACAGCUGUUCGCAACUUUUCGAGGCCGGAGAGGCCGUUGAUCAGGACUGCAAGCUUGUGA
Neurospora crassa OR74A is the source of this 1674-nucleotide messenger RNA. RefSeq lists its product as hypothetical. The record is from RefSeq and is a predicted model, not a curated record. Lineage: Eukaryota; Fungi; Ascomycota; Sordariomycetes; Sordariales; Sordariaceae. The transcript has a single exon. Bases 1 to 1674 code for a protein of 557 amino acids.